AUGCUGCGCGGGGCCCCGCGGCGGGCGGCGGCGCUGGGCGCCGUGCUGCUGGGCUCGCUGCUGCUGGCGGCCGCCCGGGGCGCCGAGGAGUGCCUCCGCGGCAACGGCGCGUCCUACCGCGGCGGCCGGCGAGUGGCCGCCGGCGGCGCCCCGUGCCUCAACUGGCUGGCGGUGCGGAGCGGCCCCGGCGCUGUGCUCCCGGCAGUCGCAGAGGACCACAACAGCUGCAGGAACCCGGACGGCGAUGCCGCGCCCUGGUGCUACGUCCAAGGAGCCGCCGGGGUUCCCGAGCGGAGACCCUGCGACAUCGCCCAGUGCCCAGAUGCUGCAGCUGCCACAGCCCCUGUCCCUACAGCAGGAGUUGGUACUUCUCAGGAGGCCAGCCAGGUGUUUGAACCAGCUGACACCUUGCCCUCCCGGAGCGAGGCAGCCGCAGUGCAGCCUGUCAUUGGCAUCAGACAGAGAGUGCAGAUGAACUCCAAAGAGAAGAAGGACCUGGGCACACUAGGCUAUGUGCUGGGGCUGAUCAUGAUGGUGAUCAUCAUUGCCAUUGGAGCUGGCAUUGUCCUGGGAUAUAUCUAUAAGAGGGGGAAGGACCUGAAGGAGAAGCAGGAGCAGAAGGCAUACGAGCGCGAGAUGCAGCGCAUCACACUGCCCCUCUCUGCCUUCAGCAACCCUGCCUGCGAGCUGGUGGAUGAGAGCACCAUCGUGGUGCACACCAACCAGACACCAGUGGAGGACACACAGGAUGUUGGUGGCCCUCUGAUGGGGCAGGCAGGUACUCCUGGGGCCUGA
This is a messenger RNA of Indicator indicator, 795 nucleotides long. It is a transcript of the gene PIK3IP1, whose product is annotated as phosphoinositide-3-kinase interacting protein 1. The record is from RefSeq and is a predicted model, not a curated record. Bases 1 to 795 code for a protein of 264 amino acids. NCBI's taxonomy places the organism in Eukaryota, Metazoa, Chordata, Aves, Piciformes, Indicatoridae. Gene Ontology annotation, molecular function: endopeptidase activity; signaling receptor binding. The transcript is spliced from 6 exons.